AUGGCCGGUAGCUUUUGCUGGACGAAGCUGAACGAUGGUGAGGUUAUCACCGAACAGCCGUUCAAAGAGUUGAUCGGUUUUCUACAGUAUCUGACGACACCCUCGAGAUCGGAUAUCUGUGUUGCGGUUAGCGCACUGAACAAGUACCAGGCCAACACGGUGGACAGAAACUGGCAAGGUCUGAAACGUGUUCUAAGAUACCUGCGAGGUACGACCGAUUCGGCGUUGGUAUUCGGCAGGAACGUAUAUUCGGAACCACUUAUUGGAUAUACAGAGGUAGGCCUUGCAAACGAUUCCAAUGACUGGAGAUCUGUAGCAGACUACGCAUACAUGAUCUUUGGGAAUCUUAGUUCGUGGUCAACUAAACGUCAGUGGACGGUAAGUCUGUCUUCGACCGAUACUGAGAUAGGAGCUGUGGGUGCAGGUUUCGGAUCAGUAAUAGAAGUCGAAUAA
This is a messenger RNA of Uranotaenia lowii, 453 nucleotides long. RefSeq lists its product as uncharacterized. NCBI's taxonomy places the organism in Eukaryota, Metazoa, Arthropoda, Insecta, Diptera, Culicidae. The coding region runs from base 1 to 453 and encodes 150 amino acids. The transcript has a single exon. The record is from RefSeq and is a predicted model, not a curated record.